CCACUAUUGCAAAUAUUUGGUUGAGAAAGAGAUUGUACGGAUACUAAAAGAAUGCUAACUAUGCAAGGCGAUUUGUCGGAGUACUCUUAUGAACUGUUUGUUGGCAGAUAAAUACUUGCCAAAAUCACUUCCCAAAAUCAUCAGUCGGUUACUGAAAUAUUUCAACUGCCAGACUCUCUAGAACUCGGUUCGCAUGACAAGGUCAAAGAUGCAGCAACAUGGGGUAGACUCACCGUUGGCAAAGAAUGCGCCUGCCAAUCGGUGGUUUCAGCUAUUGGUGCAGAACCAGACUUUCUGGACUGCCCCACUAGUAACCGUUCUGUUUUCUCUAUUCGUGCGAUGGGCGGUUGCUUUAAACCCAUACUCCGGCUUCCAAACUCCCCCUAUGUUUGGCGACUAUGAGGCCCAAAGACACUGGAUGGAACUCACCAUCCACUUGCCAAUCAAAAAGUGGUACCGGUACGAUCUUCAGUGGUGGGGCUUGGACUAUCCUCCACUCACAGCAUACCAUAGUUGGCUUUGCGGCAUUGUUGGUUCCUGGAUCAAUCCCGCGUGGUUUGCAUUGGAUGAAUCGCGAGGAUAUGAAAGUCCUGACAGCAAGCACUUCAUGCGAGCAACUGUUGUCUUCUGGGAAAGCAUCAUUUUUAUACCUGCUGUGCUUGUAUUUACACAAAUCUGCUAUGGAAAGCAAGGUCAUUUGAAGAAGAAUAUUGCAGCUCUACUCAUUCUUUUGCAACCAGCGCUCAUCAUCAUUGACCACGGCCAUUUUCAGUUCAACAACAUCAUGUUAGGAACAACAUUGUGGGCUGUCAACUGCUUUAUGAUGCAACAAUAUGCUCUUGGCUCUUUCUUCUUUUGUCUCUCACUUGGAUUCAAGCAGAUGGCUCUUUAUUAUGCACCGGCAGUAUUUGCAUUUUUGCUUGGUAAAUGCUUCAAAGAACCCAACGGUAUCGCCAUGUUUAUUAGACUUGGUGUUACGGUCGUUGCCACUUUCGGCGUUCUUUUGUCACCUUUCUUAACAUCGGUUGAAGAUAUUCUGCAAGUGUUCCAUCGCGUAUUUCCCAUUGCAAGAGGCCUCUAUGAAGAUAAGGUUGCCAACAUGUGGUGCGCUGUCAACGUGGUGGUUAAGUUGCGUCAAUUAUUCGAUCUUCAAACAACCAUUCGAUUGUCUUUGGUAGCUACCGUUUUGACCAUGCUCCCGUCUGUUAUUCAUCUUGGAUUGAAUCCAACCCGAAAAAGACUCAUGUAUGGUCUCGUAUGUUGCUCCAUGUCAUUUUUCUUAUUUUCCUUUCAAGUGCAUGAGAAGAGUAUCUUGUUGCCAGCUCUACCCGUGACUCUUUUGAUACUAGAGGAACCGUGGGCUGUGAACAUGUUUAUCAACGUGGCCAUGUUCAGUAUGUUCCCUCUUCUAAAGAGAGAAGACCUGGUGCUUCCCUACUUUCUAGUCACGAUAUUGUGGAACUACUUGGCUGGAUUCCACACAAUUUCAAUGAGCAAAGUGGUCAAGCUGCUGACCUCAAUUUGCUAUACAGUCAUACUGGUUUGGCAUAUUGCUGAAUCUCACAUUCCUCCACCCCAGGCACUGCCUGACCUUUACACUGUGCUUAACGUACUGUUUAGCUGCGGAUGUUAUCUUUUGGCAUUCCUGUAUUUCAACUGGCGACAGAUUAAUUUGGUGGAUAAUGCCACAGAAUACACGGAUCAUCGAAAGAAGCACCAAUGAAGUGUAAAAUAGACGUUUAUAUAUUGGCAUGAUUUUUUUAAUACAAAUAGGCAUGAAAGCAUUUCAACGAAAAGUACAUAAACAAAAAUUAUGCAUUGGUACAAAGAAGGCUCCUUCCAGGUGAAAUGUAUUCUUUAUGUUCAGAGCUUGGCUUUUUUCACUAGUCAGUGAAG
Messenger RNA from Umbelopsis ramanniana AG, 1896 nucleotides. RefSeq lists its product as uncharacterized. Gene Ontology annotation, cellular component: endoplasmic reticulum membrane. The coding region runs from base 194 to 1723 and encodes 509 amino acids. Gene Ontology annotation, biological process: protein N-linked glycosylation. Lineage: Eukaryota; Fungi; Mucoromycota; Umbelopsidomycetes; Umbelopsidales; Umbelopsidaceae. The record is from RefSeq and is a predicted model, not a curated record. Gene Ontology annotation, molecular function: dolichyl pyrophosphate Man9GlcNAc2 alpha-1,3-glucosyltransferase activity. The transcript is spliced from 7 exons.